Messenger RNA from Bacillus rossius redtenbacheri, 1325 nucleotides. RefSeq names its product venom acid phosphatase Acph-1. Bases 77 to 1219 code for a protein of 380 amino acids. Lineage: Eukaryota; Metazoa; Arthropoda; Insecta; Phasmatodea; Bacillidae. The transcript is spliced from 7 exons. Gene Ontology annotation, molecular function: phosphatase activity. The record is from RefSeq and is a predicted model, not a curated record. Gene Ontology annotation, biological process: dephosphorylation.
GCCAGCGGUCUGCGGGCGAUAAGAGCGCGGCGUGUUUAUAUAAGUAGGUGCGCGGCGGCGCGCUCAUAUUCGCGACAUGGCCGCGCAGCUGGCCGCGUCGGUGCUGCUGGCGGCGGUGCUGCUGGGAACUGCCGGCGCCGAGGACUCCCUGCGGAUGGUGCACGCGGUGUUCCGUCAUGGCCAGCGCACCCCUCAGGACACCUACCCCAACGACCCCUACGUCAACUACAGCUUCUCUCCUGUCGGCUGGGGCCUCAUGACCACCGAGGGCAAGCGGCAGCAGUACGAGCAGGGCCGCUUCCUGCGGGCGCGCUACGGCUCGCUGCUCGGCGACUACUACUCGCCCGACAUCGUGGCGAUGCAGUCGACCGGGGUGGACCGCACGCAGAUGUCGGCGCAGCUGGAGGCGGCGGGCAUGUGGCGGCCCGUGGGUUGGCAGCGCUGGAACCCUGACCUGGACUGGCAGCCGGUGCCCGUGUACAGCCAGCCGCUCAGCCACGACACGCUGCUGCUGGUGAGAACAUCGUGUCCCAAGUACCAUCUGGAGCGGGCCAGGGUGCUCAACAGCUCAGAGGUCCAGGAGUACAUCAACUCCCUCAACGCCUCCGAGCUGUAUGCAUACUUGGAAACUGAGACAGCCAUGAAGUUCACAGACCCGGAUGAUGUUCAGUCACUUUACAGCACACUAAAGGCUGAGGAAGAGUUCAAACUCACUUUACCAGAAUGGACGAGAAAUGUAUAUCCACAUCGGCUGUAUGACUUAACUGUAUUCAGUUUCAUCUUAAAUUCUUAUAACAAAGAGCUACAAAGAAUCAAAGGAGGGCCUCUGCUGAAGAAGAUACUCGAGGACUCGAAGGCGAAGGCGGACGGCACGCUGAAGCCCGCGGGCAGGAAGAUGUUCAUGUACGCCGGCCACGACUCCACAGUCACCAACCUGAUGCAGGCCCUCGGGGUGUGGGACCCUCAGCUGCCGGUCUACAACAUCCUGGCCCUGCUGGAGCUGCACGAGGCCCCCGACGGAGCGGGCCACGCCGUCAAGGUUUAUCUGCGCAACACCACGGAGGCGGAACCACACCUCUUGCGGAUCCCUGGGUGUGACACGCUCUGCCCCUUGGACCAGUUCGUGGAACUGACGAGAGAUGUGGUCCCCACGGACCUUGCCGAGCUGUGCAAGGUGGAUGACCCCAACUUCGUGGAGCCGAGCGCAGCCCCGCCGUAGGGCCUGGAGCCCAGCCGUCCUGGUUCCAGAGGACCUGAUGCCGCUAGUGUAUGUGUACCGCCAGCUCUCUACAACACUUUCUAUUGAAUAAAAUGUUUUUGACAUA